Messenger RNA from Trichobilharzia regenti, 2083 nucleotides. The record is from the annotation of a GenBank genome assembly. NCBI's taxonomy places the organism in Eukaryota, Metazoa, Platyhelminthes, Trematoda, Strigeidida, Schistosomatidae.
UGGCCGGGGAUCGAACCUCGGACCUUGUACAUGAUUGGUGAGCGUCCUAACCGCUGUGCCACCGACGCUCAUACACUGUACUGUGAUACUUAAAUUUGUCCUGAAGGUUUGUCGGCCUAUUAUGUCAGUAGUGGUCUUUCUAAAUGUCAAUGUAGGGUGUAUAUGUAGACAUCACUUAUUUGCUUUUGCUUAUGGUCUCGUAGUUCAUUGGGGGAGAAAUGUAAAUCAUUUUGUUCCCAUUUCCUAUCUAAAAAUUGCUUGAUUGUUUUAUUUUCUGAGAAUAACAUAUUGGGUCAUUUGUAUUACAAGAGAUAUAUUCGUAUUUUACACAUAUUUUAAUCUGUAAGAACUAUUUUAACUGUAUGAAGGUCUACAAAACUAAUAUUUGACAUUUUCUGUUUCAGUAAUAUGCGAAUAUAGUUAAUCAGUGUUAGCAUUAUCUAGUUGUCUUUUUGUCUUAAUCGAUCAAAUAAAGUAUCGAUUUUACUUUGAAUUCGUUCGCAGUUUCUUGUUUUAUGUGUGCAUUCACAACUCAACAGAAAAUAAUUUUUCAAAGUAAACAAAAAUGACUCGUUCAAGACGUUUUGAAUCUCGAAGGGCUCGUGGAAGAUAUCAUCAACGUCGCAUAUCAGAUUCUCAGUCUUAUAGAUCUCAUAGACACAGUAACCCUGAAUUUGGACUGAUUUCCUCAAAUUGUAAUCAUUCAACAAAUAUGAUGGGUGAUGUUGCAACCAACAGACGGCGUUCAUCCAUGGCAGUGACAUGUGCUCGUGAUACUAGAUUUGGGUCACACACAGGAUGUUUACCUGUUACUGGGACUUUAGAUAAUUCUUUAAGACCAGUGAAUCGGUCUUCAAAUAGUACAAGAACAUCAUCUUCAUCGUACCGAAGACGAACUUGCCCAUCUCGUAGAGCAUCUGUUAUUGCACGAAAACGAGUCAGAAGCACUUCAAUAAGUAAAACUCGCAGGUAUUCCGCGAAACGGCGUCGCAAUAUUCGUCAAAGACGAGAAAAGCCUAGUCAAACGGGAUCAUUUUCAGUGCUUCAAAACCCUGUGUCAGGUAGUGGCGAACAUGUCGAAUCUUGUUCUACUAAUCCAAGUCCUGAUAACCUUCAGGAAGUGAACUCAAAUGUUUGUAGUACUAAUGAAGAAACUGAAGAUGUUUCAAAGAAUGUUUAUUGUUCAACAGUAGGUGUCAACGAAUCAAUAACUAGACAUCCCUUUUUAUUACUAUCUUCUCAAUGUAAACGAAGUCUACCUACGUUAAAAUCUAAUUUUAUUUCACAAACAAGUCCACGAAAACAAACAACUGAUCAGCCUUUACAAAGAGCUUCUUGGCCAACAAAUUCAGUGUCUUAUUAUGAUUCACUAAAUAGUACAUGUCCAAAUAUAACCUCUAAUAAUAUGAUAACUGGUGGGAAUGAACUUUCAAAUAAUGAGGACUGUGCAAAAGAGCGUAAACUACGUGAAAGUGAUAAUAAUAUUAUUGAUUGUGCUGUUGUUUCAGGUGUUGAACAAGGCCUAAACCAACUCUCUCAUGAGUUUGUAAAUGAGACUGCUGAAAUGAACAAUGCCAAUGUUAUAUCAGAGGAUGAUGAUCCUUAUUUCUCAUCGUACUCUACUACAAAUGAUUCUUUUUCAUAACUGAGCACAAGAUAGAUAGUGGCUAUUAUCUCUUUUCUUUUAUUCUAUCUGUGAUUGAGAAAGCUGCUUGCUUUUCUGGCUUUAUUUUGUGAAUAGGAGAUAAUUAUCUUCAUUUGAUGGAUCUACGUUCAAAUGCAUAUUGAUUAAAUUCAACCAAUCGAAAUGGUUAAAAAAUAUUCCUCGAACCAUUUUAUCAAUUAUCAUAUCUGUAAUACAGUUAAUCGAUCAAACGCAUUUACGAUUUUUGCUUUUUAUAUUUCGAUGGGUUUGGGGUAUUGUCUAUGUAGUAGUUAUUGCCGGUUUUUGCUUAGUCUUAGAAAAUGAACUUCCGGAAUCACUUGUUUUCUGUGGUUUUUGUGACUUGAAGAUUAGUAAAUGCUUGAUUUUCAUACCUGUCCGUUACUGGUCCUGUUUCUUUUUACACUAAGAAUGUACGCG